Molecule: messenger RNA, 517 nt
Organism: Dreissena polymorpha
Lineage: Eukaryota; Metazoa; Mollusca; Bivalvia; Myida; Dreissenidae
Exons: 3
Coding region: 77-427 (116 amino acids)
Source: RefSeq, a predicted model, not a curated record
UACAUUUAAGUUGCUAUUCGCACAACAUUUAUUUGUAUUGCCACAAAUUCGACAUUGAGGACACUUAAUAAAUAAAAUGCACCCAUGUGUGCGAUUUGUCCGCACUGGCCAACGCAUUUUAAAACACAGAUGCGUCCGUCAAGUAAAGCAACCGAAUAGGAAUAUGGGUGCAGUGGCCGACGAAGCGUUCGUUCGUGGCCAGGUGCCUAAGCAUCCCAAGUGGUGGUGGCACUUCUCAGCCUGCAUCACGGGUGGCCUGGUCCUCUGGUGUGGCCUCAUGUCAUACAGGCACACCUACCACGUGAUUAAUACAGACCCCAACCCUGUCAAUGAGCAGGUAGCCAAAUGGACAGAUGAGGAGCUGGGUAUUCCUCCGGACGAGGAGGACAUCUAUCCGCCCGGAUACGUGCCCCUCAAACAACGCUAACUCACAGAAACACUCCAGGGAUUAGUUUUACAUAAACUUUGAAAUAUUAAUUUAUAGAUGUGAAAGGCAUAUUAAAGAAAUUGCUUGUUA